Molecule: messenger RNA, 3754 nt
Organism: Haplochromis burtoni (Burton's mouthbrooder)
Lineage: Eukaryota; Metazoa; Chordata; Actinopteri; Cichliformes; Cichlidae
Gene: stx3a
Exons: 10
Coding region: 1366-2223 (285 amino acids)
Biological process (GO): synaptic vesicle fusion to presynaptic active zone membrane; intracellular protein transport; exocytic insertion of neurotransmitter receptor to postsynaptic membrane
Cellular component (GO): endomembrane system; plasma membrane; synaptic vesicle
Molecular function (GO): SNAP receptor activity; SNARE binding
Source: RefSeq, a predicted model, not a curated record
ACUUGUACUUUAACUAUAUUUAAAAAUGGGGAUGUUGAACCUGCAGCGUCUGAGCUACCUGCAGCGUCUGAGCUACCUGCAGCGUUAACAAAGAAACAGAUGAAGAUGAUGAAUGGUGCUGGACUGAUGUAAAUGUAAGGUCUGCUCCUGAGUCUCCCAGGCUCAAAUCCCAGCUGUGGAGGAAAAGGUGCAGGUAGCGUGGACACCUUCAGGAUGUCUGAUCUGCUGCAGUCCCAGCCUGUCAUUUGUGUUCAUUUUUUAAUCAGCGUAGGCUCUUUUGAAUCAUUUGCACAGGAACAGAUGGGACCUGCACCUCUUGACUGUUUCACAGACAACCAUCACGUACUGAGAGUUUUUCCUCCACGUCACAAAUGUUCCAUUGUUCUUGUGAUGGGUAAAUAAUAAGUAAACAGCUCUAGUUAUGGCUGUUUUGUAGCUUCAACACAAACGUGGAAAUGUUGUAAUCAAGGCACCAAAUAACGAUAAAUGCGCUGCAGGAUCGGUGUGGUGAAAGAGUUGUACUGCCAUCUGUGACAUGAGAAUAAACUCAUUUGUUACAGACGUGGAACAAAUGGCUUAAAUGAGCAUUUUGGGUCCAAGCAGUCCCUGCUGCAGAGUCGGGGACAGUCAUCCUCCAUGAGGGUGGGGUUGUCCUGGCAGUGACGAAGCAGGGACCUGGUGGAGCAGGCUGGGCAGCCUGGCCUGUGAUGGAGUGCUGGGUGGGGAGCGUGCCCCUUCCUCCACCGCUGAACACGUGCUUCACGGAGCUGUGAGGUGGGUCAGGGCUGGGACAGCUCUGCUGCUGGGUCAGACUGGCUCGUUCGUGCAUCCGAGGGACAGCAGGUCACAGCACAGGAGACUGCUGCCUGCUCUUAUCACUCAGCCCCCCCGCCGCAGACAUCAUCCUUAUUCAUGGUGCUUUCUUAUCUAUACAAAUAAUAAGACACAGUAGUAACACAUCCUAAGACAAAGGCCAACUUCUGCUCUCCUUUCCAAAGAGAAAAUCCACAGGCUGCCGUGUGGGAGGAGGGACCAGGAAGAGGUUUAUCGUGGUCAACGCUGUCGUCCUAAUCCGCUCUUAGGGGAUAGAGGCUUAGUGGGACCUCAGGUUAGGUUGAUCACAACUUGUCUCAGACACAACCAUCCACACGAGCAAGGCAUUCAUUGGUUUGCACGCAUGAGUUAUUUCACCCUCAGAAGUCUGUUCUCUUCUUAGUUGUGCCGGAUUCAUUGAAGCAAACGUUUCUGUGGGCAGGUGUAGAGGCAGCAGCUCUGUGGACCUCAGAGAGCACACCUGCCACACUCCAGCUACACACUAGCUGUUUCUUUCUUUGUGUUUCUUUAAUUCAACCAAGACUUCUGAAGAUGAAAGACCGCCUGGCUCAGCUGAAGGAGAAGAGCGAUGCAGGUGGUGAUGAUAUUGAGGUUCCUGUGGAGAGUGAGGCUUUCAUGGAUGAUUUCUUUGCUCAGAUUGAAGACAUCCGCAGCAGUAUUGACAAGAUUGACGAGAGUGUUACAGAAAUCAAAAAACUCUACUCCACCAUCCUGUCUGCCCCGACCUCCGACCAGAAAACACAGGAUGAUGUCGAGGCUCUCACCAAUGAGAUUAAAAAGUCGGCCAACAACGCAAGAAACAAACUGAAGAGUAUCGAGCGCCAGCUGGAGUCAAACGCCGACGAGAGGGCCUCGGCCGACCUCAGGAUACGCAAGUCACAGCACGCCAUUCUGGCCAAAAAGUUUGUAGAGGUGAUGACAAAGUACAACGAGGCUCAGGUGGACUUCAGAGACAAGAGCAAGGGACGGAUCGCCCGCCAGCUGGAGAUCACUGGAAAAACAACGACUGAUGAGGAGUUGGAUGAGAUGCUGGAGGGAGGAAACUCUGCAGUCUUCACAGCAGGGAUCAUGGACUCUAAGAUCAACCAGCAGGCCCUGAAUGAGAUCGAGGCUCGUCACAAAGACAUCAUGAGGCUGGAGAGCAGCAUUAAAGAACUCCACGACAUGUUUGUUGAUAUUGCCAUGCUGGUUGAGAACCAGGGUGGGAUGAUUGACAGAAUCGAAAGCAACAUGGACCAGUCGGUGGGCUUUGUAGAGAGAGCCGUGGCCGACACCAAGAAGGCUGCCAAAUACCAGCAGGAGGCCCGCAGGAAACAAAUGAUGAUCUUCUGCUGCUGCGUGAUUUUGGCUGUCGUCCUGGGUUCAUUUGUCUACAGCUUCAUCAAAUAGAGACCCUAAUGAAGAAAGUCUCCCACCAUCUGAGGCCACGGGAGGCCGCAGGACACUCAGUUUGCUCUAAUUUCAUUACAUAUCAGGAACAAAGCGCCACAUUUAUGAUCAGUUCAAUCAGAAAAACAUGACGACAGCUUUCUUCUUCAUGGCCUCGCUCCAGUCUGUGUCCCUAACCUGUCCAAUAACAAACUGAAUAUGACUGUGUGCACAAAACAGAAAAGAAAAGCUGGAGACCUUUCAGUGCAGCGACCGACACGUCAAUAAUCCCACCAAGAAUGUCCACAUCAUAGGGCUACAUGCAUGUUUAAUGUGUUAGCAUCAGCUCAUCGUUACUUAGCUGUGCUCAGUGCAAAUGUGUGUGAUACGUCUUACUCUAACCCUGCUGCAGUUGUUCUGCUGUGGAGCGAUUUUUCAGAACCAAACUUGGAAUUUGAAAAUGUGCAGCAUGAAAGGUCACCAACAAUCAGGGCCAAGCCUGUGAAUUACUGAGUGUGACUGCUAGCAUGCUCCAUUUCAUUUUCAUUCACUGAUUUGUCCUCUUGUCAUAUCCAUAUUCAGGAAAGUGCACCUGAUUUGUAAACAACUUUUGAAUAAUGCAGCCAUGAAAAGCUUUUAUUAGGAAGAUUAGCUGUUGUGUUGCUGUGUAAGGAAUAAACAGCAGAGGGUGUCCAUUAAUAUUAGAGUGAUUACAGCAGGUGCUGGUACCUGACACACCUGUGCUGUAGACUGCAUCCUGCCCAUGUCCACAGCAGGCCCGUCGAGAGGCCUUUAGGAUUCACAGUAAAAAUCCACAUAGUGAGCUUUUAACCUUGAAGUGAUUAAAAAUGGCUCAUCUUAGAUGGUGUGACUCAGGAACUGAUGUUCAUUUUAAAUGUGUAAGAUUAGAAAUACAAAUCAUUUGAUGAUUCAGGUAUUUGGUUUAGAUCGUUGUUAUUUGUGUUUAUUACGACUGAACUCUCAUGUUUGUAUAAUGUGCUUGUGUGUCUGUUUUUAUGCUUGUUAUGCUUGCACUUGCUCUGACCCACACUGUGAUGUUGGAUGCAGUACAGCCCACUCGUGAACUGAGAGCCUGCUCUCCUAUAUCAAUAUUUUUGAAAAUGUGUAUUCCAAUAAAAUUCCAAUUGGAAGUUUACUGAGGCGUCUGAACAAACUGAUGGCAGACUCUUUAGUUGCGCAGUGUGUUCAGAAAAAUAACCUGGAAGAUUUGUCCUGCCGGGAGAGGUCAUCGAUAGUCGACAGGCAGCUGUUGUGUGACAAUGAACUAUCACAGAUUUUAUUCAUCUUCAAAUUUGAUCCUAGGACCGCUAAAUAUCAAAUUCCGGGGAUUGAGGUGUGCAUUCACAGGGACACGCUGUUAGGUCUGGUCUGCCGAUGCUUCCAGCGCUUCAUCGUUAGCUUCUUUGUACACGCUGUGUGUUUGUGUCUGCUGCUGACUGAAGGCCGUGGCUCUGAGCACGGCGAACUAUUUAUAAAAGUGCAUCGUUUGUAGUUUUCUUCACUUUUUGAAUAAAAAUCAAUCUGUCAGUUA